Molecule: messenger RNA, 1791 nt
Organism: Symbiodinium necroappetens
Lineage: Eukaryota; Dinophyceae; Suessiales; Symbiodiniaceae
Source: the annotation of a GenBank genome assembly
AUGCUCGUGCAGGAUUGGUGGAGACCUUGGAAUAGGAUGGUUCUUUCUAGCGAUGCCAGUCUUAAAGGGUACGGAGUUUGCCGAGCAUGGUGGCCCAGGUCAAAGGUCGCGGAGUGUGGACGUCAGUCUGAAAGAUCGCGGUUCAGGCGUGUGUCAGCCCACUCUGCUCGCGAGAGUGCAUUGCAGGCAGCGGGGUUAUCACUUGAUCAGCAUGGCAGGUGGACGUCUCCACAUGGAGAUGAGAGUCAUGAGGCUCUGGCUCAGGCCGGCUGGGAAAUCGACAAUGACUUCAAGGAAGUACCAGCUGCGGGCCUUGUUCGGAGGUUGUGGCACGCCACCAUGCAUGGUAGCAGGGAGUUCGAGGAGGACAUCUUGGUGCUCGAGGCUCGUGCAGUCUUGAAGGGCAUUCGCAGAGCUUUGAUGACCCGCUUUGGACACAGCAUCCGCCAGCUGGCUUUGUGUGACAAUCUGGCUGUUGUCUUGACCUUUGAACGAUGCCGUUCCCGGAACUACAGUUUUGAAGGUCCUACGAGGAAACAAACGCCAAGUCGUGUGAGAACGCUGAGUGGCUACAAGGACGAAGACCUGAGUGUGCAAACCGGGAGUCGCCAAAAGAAACGGCGGUUACUCGGAGAUGAUGGGACCAAGAAUCGGCUGGUGGAGCGGCCUCUGGAGCCCAUCGUGCUCCCGGAGACGGAGCUCCAGCUGCGCGAGAUGACAGCGGCCAAAUUGAGUGCCCCAGAAGAUUGCGACGAGAGCGAGAGCACCUCGUCCGAAUUCAGGGCCGGCAGAGAAGGAGAGAAAAGGCGUUGCUUGAGAAGCAGGCCAAGAAGAGGGCUGCAACAGCUUGUGGACUUUCACCUGAAGAAGGGAACAACAAGUCACAGUCUCCUCGAGGAAGCCGCGGUCACACCCAGAGUGAGACAGGCAUACGCCAAAAGAUUGAACGAGCUCCACCUCUUUGUGAAGGAGGCGAAGCUGGCGUUCGACACGGACGAACAGAUCGACCAAGCCUUGGUGAACUUCUUCAAUGCCAAGUUCAAGGAGGGCGAAGGAAGCUCAGUGGGGGACUACACGCUGGCAGCCUUGAUGGACCGAGUGCCGCAGUUUGGUCGCCUUGGGCAUCGAAAAGUCCCCAACGCAUGGCGAUGCCUCCAGGGCUGGAGGAAGUUGUGCCCAGCUCGGUCGAGACUGGCGUAUCCUCUGCCGGUGUGGUGUGGGGUCAGCUGGAGAAUGGUGGCGCAUGGACAUGCAGCCAAGGCGCUUUUCAACCUCCUCCAGGUCUCGACCUACCAUCGCCCUGGUGCCUUGCUGAAACUGCGGAAGAUGGGUCUGGUGAGGCCCACUCAGGGUGUGACGGGACACUGGUCGGUGGUUACCAGCCUUGCGGAGACAACGGAUGCAAAGGACGAUUCGGUCCUCAUCGACAGUCCUUGGUUGCUUUUCGCCAGCCCCCUCCUCGAGGAGCUGGUGAAAGGAGACAAGAUGGACUACGUGUUCAACUUCGACUAUUCGAGCUACUUGAAGGUCUUCCGACAAGCGUGCGAGGACUUGAAGUUGCAGCUGGUGCCUUAUCAAGCGAGGCACUCGGGGCCCUCGAUAGACAGGGCAAAGAAUGCUCGGACGCAGGAAGAGGUGCGAAAGAGGGGAAACUGGGCAAGCCGGCAGAGUGUUGCUCGCUACGAGAAAGCAGGCAGGCUGGCAGCCACCUGGCAGAAGCUGGACUUGGACACCCAGCUCGCCGGCUCGCAUGCAGAUCCGCCGAGCGCUACAUCGAGGAGAUUUUGCUAG